This is a messenger RNA of Trichoderma virens Gv29-8, 954 nucleotides long. RefSeq lists its product as uncharacterized. NCBI's taxonomy places the organism in Eukaryota, Fungi, Ascomycota, Sordariomycetes, Hypocreales, Hypocreaceae. The record is from RefSeq and is a predicted model, not a curated record. Bases 1 to 954 code for a protein of 317 amino acids. The transcript has a single exon.
AUGGAGACUCUUAUAAGCACCGCUCAUGUUCCUACAAAAUUUCUAAAGUCUGCAUACCUUAUAGGGAAAAUCCCACGACGAGCCCUGGCGUCGGAGCCUCGUGUCUCUUACGACCUCUACAUUCCACCUGAGCCUUACAAGUCUAUCUCACUCGCCCAAAGCAAAGACGGACCACAAAAGGCUCCCCAAAAGCUUCCAUUGUUGGUCUUUAUACAUGGCACUCUGCGUGAUGAUUGCUACAUCGAUAGAGGACUUAUCCCCUUCGCUGAAUCCACACCCUGUGCCGUCAUGGCGCCGCUUUUCCCUGCCGGACUUGAAGGCCCCUUUGACCUAGACUCAUAUAAAUUACUUCGGUCUCGAACACUACGAUCCGACUUGGCGCUCUUGGGUAUGCUAGAUGAGGUGGCUCAUUGUUGGCCGGGCAUUGAUACAAGUAAAAUAUUUCUCAUGGGUUACUCAGGCGGUGCUCAGUUUGUGCAUCGAUUCCUCUAUCUUUACCCUGAACGUCUUGCAGCCGUCAGCAUUGGGGCUCCAGGGAGUGUGACUGCCCUAGACACUUCAAUGAAAUGGCCUGCAGGCAUAGCAGAUGUGGAAAAGCUUUUUGGUGUAUGUAUCGAUAGGGAUUUGAUCAAGCAAGUACAAAUUCAACUCGUUGUAGGCGACGCUGAUAUUGAGGUUCAUGGGGGAGAAGAGUUUUGGACCUGGCUACGGAAGUUGCGAAUAGCACCCGAUGCAGAGUCGGUAGCUGGCGUACAGCCGGAUACCGAGCCGAAUGGAUUACAAAACAAAAGGAUGGUAGAAAAUAGGCUGGGCACUUUGAAAAGACUGCAAACUUUGUGGAGAGAAGAUGGGAUAAAUGCCCAAUUGGAUAUUGUGGAGGGUGCGAAGCAUGAGGGUAUUAAAUGUCAGGGUCAUUCAUUGAAGUUCUUGGAUUCGCGGAUGCGUCAACAAUAG